UCGAUCAUAUUGAUGAGGACAUGCGCUACGAGGGAAUUGAACAACGAAGUGCUAAAUGAACUGCACAUAACUAGACGUCUUGCAGAAGACCCGAGUACUUUGCGACUGCUUAACAACUUCAAUAUCCUGUGUGCAUCCAUCUGUGUCUUCGGCACCUUUCAGGCUGACAUCAACUUUUUCACGCUAGAGAGGAUACCGUCAUAGUGUUCCAAAAGAAGCUUACGGCUCUGGAAAUCAGGGCAAAAGAAGGUCUAAGAAUGCGGCUGUUCGUAAUGUUCCUGAUUAUUUGUACGGUUUAUGCGAGCGCAUCGGCUCAGGAUUCGUCCCCAGAAGACAUUGUGGAGGCAACCUCGGCGCCCAGGAUGACGUGGGAUACAUUCAUGCGCAACAUGACUUCAGUAUUUGGGACGGUGCUACAUAAAAUGUUUCCUCACAUGGUGCGAGCCAGUUCAGAGGUGGAAGUAGGACCUGAAUGUAUGGCUGCUUAUUUCAAAGUGUUCCUUGGUCUGCGCAAGCUGAAAGGAUGGGCUGUCAGAUUGGUGGAUUCGUCAGGCAAGCCCACGGAUGGACUUUUAGAAGGGACGCUGGCUUUCCUCGGUGCCUUCGACGAAUGCUUGGACACAGUAGUGCUAGACGAGACGGAAGAGGCGCAGCUUAUCUUCAGGGGUAAAUACUGCACUGCCCAAGUGGCUCCCAAGUGGUCGCUGCAAGAGCUCUUCCACAACGACUCCCACGCACACGCUGAACUGGCUAGCUAUCUACCAAAGAAAGAGAUGCUGAAAAAUGCGUUGCGCAUUCCAGGGAGCCUCCUGGUGUUCCGCUUAGGCCUGUGCGUUCCUUCUGUCUGUGCAAGAGAAGACAUCGAAAAAAUGGUCAAGUACACGGUCGGUCACCUGGAUAUGAAGGCUGAAGUCACAGAGUGCCAAAUCAAGGAAGACAAGCCAUUGACCAAAAUACAGAUCGUGGUGAUGUAA
Ornithodoros turicata is the source of this 974-nucleotide messenger RNA. RefSeq lists its product as uncharacterized. NCBI's taxonomy places the organism in Eukaryota, Metazoa, Arthropoda, Arachnida, Ixodida, Argasidae. The transcript is spliced from 4 exons. The record is from RefSeq and is a predicted model, not a curated record. Bases 258 to 974 code for a protein of 238 amino acids.